GAUCGAUAUAAUUUAUAUACAUUUAAUUUCAACAUUUUAACCUUUGUAAUUUGCUUUCUUACUGUUUUAAAUAAAUUAUUUGCGAAUUUUCGAAUUUCCUCGAACUCAUAUCUGUAAUAUUGAAAUUAUCAUAUAGUGCACUUAAUUUGACAAGCAAAACAAAGCAAAAUGAUGAAAUAAUCAAAAACAGCGAAAUAUCAAUGAGAAAGCUGAUAAACGAUUGUGGAUAGGAGAAACUGCAUCAGAGAUUUUCACUAGAGAAAUUUACAGGAAACUGUAUUUAAUAUAUAAAACAGUCUAUUUUUUAUAUAAUUAUUUGUGAGGUGGAAGAACAAUUUGUGUCUGAGUUCAAAGGUGACGUGUGUAAACAUUGCGAUACACAAGCAAAAAUACUACGUGAAAAAUAUGGCUUGUGUAGCAACAACUACUGGCAAAGAAUCAACGGCAGCAGUGAAUGGUUCAAGUAGUAAUAGUGGUGUCAUUGGCACAGGCAGUGUUGGAAAUGCAAAUGCUGUAGGAGCUGCAGGAUUAGUUAAUAGUGCGGGUGGUAGCGGUACGGUACCAAGCGCAGCAGCAGGUGCAGGAGUCACUGGGAGUGGUUCUGGUAACACCGUAGGUGCGGCAGGUGUUGGUGGUGGUGGCACAGGCAGUGGUGUUGCAGGAACUAGCGGUUCAACUAGUGGUGCCACUGGCAAUUCGAAUGCGAAUCGUCAGGCACGAUUUGCCAUGGAAGGUGUUGGUGCGCGUGUAAUACGUGGCCCAGAUUGGAAAUGGGGCAAGCAGGAUGGCGGCGAGGGUCACGUUGGUACUGUACGCAACUUUGAAUCUUCCGAGGAGGUCGUUGUCGUUUGGGACAAUGGCACGGCCGCUAAUUAUCGCUGUGCCGGCGCAUAUGAUCUACGCAUACUGGACAGCGCACCGACUGGCAUCAAGCAUGAUGGCACCAUGUGCGAUACCUGCCGGCAACAGCCGAUCUUCGGGAUACGCUGGAAAUGUGCUGAAUGCAUAAAUUAUGAUCUUUGCUCGAUUUGCUACCAUGGUGAUAAACAUCAUUUGCGUCAUCGCUUCUAUCGCAUUGCGACACCAGGUGGAGAACGUAUAAUGUUGGAGCCACGACGCAAAUCGAAGAAGGUAGCUGUGCGUGGUAUAUUUCCGGGCGCGCGUGUAGUCCGUGGCGUCGACUGGCAAUGGGAGGAUCAGGAUGGUGGUGUCGGUCGACGUGGCAAGGUGAAUGAAAUACAAGAUUGGUCUUCGGCAUCACCGCGCUCGGCGGCCUAUGUCGUCUGGGACAAUGGCGCAAAGAAUUUGUAUCGUGUUGGAUUUGAAGGAAUGGCUGAUUUAAAGGUGGUUAAUGAUGCAAAAGGUAAUACGGUGUAUCGUGAUCACUUACCAUUACUGGGCGAAAAUGGGCCCGGCAAAGGACCGCAUGGCUUUCAUAUUGGCGAUAAAGUUACCGUUGAUCUGGAUUUAGAAAUUGUACAAUCACUACAACAUGGCCACGGCGGUUGGACUGAUGGCAUGUUUGAAUGUCUCAACAAUCCGGGCAUAGUGGUGGGUAUUGAUGAGGACCACGACAUUGUGGUUGCGUACAAUUCGGGCAAUCGUUGGACAUUCAAUCCGGCGGUGUUGACAAAAGUAUCAUCAACAACGACUGCGCAACCCGAAUUCCAAGUAGGUGACAUUGUGAAAAUAUGUUCUGACGUGGAGAGUAUUAAAAUGCUACAGCGCGGCCAUGGUGAAUGGGCAGAUGCCAUGCAGUUGACUCUUGGCAAACUAGGUCGUGUACAGCAAGUCUACCACGACAAUGAUUUGAAGGUGGAAGUAGGCAACACUUCUUGGACCUAUAACCCGCUCGCGGUUACUAAAGUGGCUUCUGCCUCUGCUGAUGGUAGUUGUGUGCCGGUUAUUUCGAGCGGCGAGCGCUUAUCUGCUAUUUUAAAGAAACUUUUCGAACCAAAUGUAUCGGGUGAUGCCACUGAAGAGUUUGUGAAAGCGGCCGCCAACGGUUAUGCUGCCCGCUGCGAGGAGUAUCUUUCAGGUGCUGUACAGCCGGCUUCUUCAACCGCUAGUGGGGCUGCUGCUGCUGCUGCCGCCGCCGUUGCUGCUGGCGCACAAGCCACAAUACCCGAUGUGAAUGGCGUAUUCGCUGGUCAUACCGCUUUGCAGGCAGCCAGUCAAAAUGGGCACACUGAUGUCAUACAAGUUUUGUUACGACACAAUGUCGACGUCGAAAUCGAAGAUAAAGAUGGUGAUCGUGCUGUGCAUCAUGCUGCUUUCGGUGAUGAACCGGCCGUCAUUGAAAUACUCUCUAAAGCAGGCGCCGAUUUGAAUGCACGCAAUAAGAGACGUCAGACCGCACUUCACAUCGCCGUCAAUAAGGGGCACUUGAAUGUGGUGAAAACCUUACUUUCGUUGGGCUGUCAUCCCAGUUUGCAAGACUCGGAGGGCGACACUCCAUUACAUGACGCUAUCUCAAAAGAGCACGAUGAGAUGCUUUCGCUGCUACUUGACUAUGGUGCCGACAUUACGUUGACCAACAACAAUGGCUUCAAUGCUCUACACCAUGCAGCACUCAAAGGCAAUCCAAGUGCUAUGAAAAUACUACUUACUAAAACCAAUCGUCCUUGGAUUGUGGAGGAGAAGAAGGAUGAUGGCUAUACGGCUUUGCAUUUGGCAGCAUUGAAUAAUCACGUCGAGAUCGCCGAGUUGCUCGUACACAUGGGCAAAGCCAACAUGGAUCGCCAGAAUGUGAAUCUGCAGACCGCCUUACAUUUGGCGGUCGAGCGGCAGCAUGUGCAAAUCGUUAAACUACUCGUGCAGGAAGGUGCCAAUUUGAACAUUCCCGACAAGGAUGGCGAUACACCGCUACAUGAGGCAUUGCGUCAUCACACACUCUCACAACUGAAGCAAUUGCAGGAUGUCGAGGGUUUUGGCAAACUUUUAAUGGGUCUGCGCAAUCCGAAUAAUAAAAAGGCCUCAGCCUCGAUUGCCUGUUUCCUUGCGGCAAAUGGCGCUGAUUUGACUUUAAAAAAUCGUAAACUACAAACACCAUUGGACCUAUGCCCCGAUCCGAAUCUUUGCAAAACUCUUGUCAAAUGCUACAAUGAACGUAAAACUGAUGAUACCGAACUGCCGGGCAAUGUAGCCGGCACUAGUUUGAAUGCACGUGCACGUGCUCUGGCCACACCAGUAGGCAUAGGCAGCGGUGUUGGUGUGAACAGCGGUGGCGGCUCGAACACCGUUCCGGUGGUUGUGGCUGGUGGUAAUAUAGGCGUUACUGGCAUUACGGGCGGCAUGCAUCAGUCGGUUUCGACUAAUAUGCCACUAAGCACAAUGAUGAAGGGUAGCGGUGCCAACAGUGCUGGCAUGGCUAACGUUGGUGCGGAUGUGCGCAAUAGUAAUACGAGUAGUGGCGGUGGCUUGAACACCCUGGCUAAAGACCUAUCACAAUCGCUGCAUGGCGCUAAUGAUGCGGCUAAGCAGUCAACGCUCGAGGAGUGUCUUGUGUGCUCGGAUGCCAAGCGCGAUACGGUGUUUAAGCCAUGCGGUCACGUUUGCUGCUGCGACACUUGUGCACCGCGCGUCAAAAAGUGUCUUAUUUGCCGUGAAACAGUAACAUCGCGCGAGAAAAUCGACGAAUGUUUGGUUUGCUCGGACCGGCGUGCUUCCAUAUUCUUCCGCCCCUGUGGCCAUAUGGUCGCGUGCGAAAACUGUUCGGGCUUAAUGAAGAAGUGUGUGCUUUGUCGCACACAAAUUGAAGAAAUCUUGCCGUUUUCCUUAUGCUGUGGUGGAGCUGGCAUUGCCGAAAAGGUUCACGGCGUUGGUCAUUGCCUGACGGACGAUAAGUCCAAGGAAAUGCAUUGCGUUAAUACUUCGGGACAUGGUGUAGCUAUGAAUAACACUGUGCCAGGUGCAAUGAGUACGCCGAUUGCCAGCGCGAAUCAAUUGAACAGUCAGAAUAAUAUUUUGGCUAAUAAUGCGGCAGCGGCUGCAACAGCUGCGUCGAGUGUAUUGCUGGCACCAUCAAAUGUGAACAAUUUUCAAAUGGACGAUGUGCAAAAACUCAAGCAACAGUUGCAAGAUAUCAAGGAGCAAACAAUGUGCCCCGUUUGUUUUGAUCGCAUCAAAAAUAUGGUAUUUCUUUGCGGCCAUGGCACAUGCCAAAUGUGUGGCGAUCAGAUAGAUGGAUGUCCGAUUUGUCGCAAAACUGUGGAGAAACGAAUUUUGUUAUUUUAAAAAUGCAUACAGCGCAAAACCUGCAACAAUUAACAAAAACUUAUACCAUCAUUACAAAGAUCAUUCGAAACUCCUAUCUGCAUUCCUUUACACCAUGUCCUUUAGCUACUACAGUAACCCAGUACUUUUUACUGCAACUAAUUGUAUUUCGUAUGCAAAUACUACUGCUGUAUAUUUCAAAUCUUCUGUUUUGUCGAUUUGAAAAAAAAAAACAAAAAGAAUAGUAAUAAAUAUCGAUAUACAUAUGUUUUAUGUAGUAACCUAUUCGAAAUUUAUACUCAAAAUUAGCUAAUAUUUCAUAUUCAUUUUUAACAUGCACGCGUGCACACAUUCAUACCAUUCCUCAAUUCGUUUAUUAAGUUUUCAUUUACGUUUCUAUGAAAUAUUAUAUAUUCUCACAUAAUUGCAAUUGGCUUAGCACCAGUAGAU
Anastrepha obliqua is the source of this 4665-nucleotide messenger RNA. It is a transcript of the gene mib1, whose product is annotated as E3 ubiquitin-protein ligase mind-bomb. The transcript has 9 exons. Gene Ontology annotation, biological process: protein ubiquitination. Gene Ontology annotation, cellular component: cytoplasm. Gene Ontology annotation, molecular function: ubiquitin-protein transferase activity; protein binding; zinc ion binding. Lineage: Eukaryota; Metazoa; Arthropoda; Insecta; Diptera; Tephritidae. The record is from RefSeq and is a predicted model, not a curated record. The coding region runs from base 406 to 4236 and encodes 1276 amino acids.